CCACUACCCUUGACUCUUGCCUUCACGCACCGCCGCGAUACCCUCCUCUAUAAUGAGCAACCUCGAGAAGACUUUAUUCCAGCUCAAGUUCACAGCAAAGACCCUUAACCGCCAGGCUAAGAAGGCACAGAAGGAUGAGAAUACUGAGAAAUCUCGCCUGAAAAAGGCCCUUCAACAAGGAAAUAAUGAUGGCGCCCGGAUAUAUGCAUCGAAUGCUAUUCGCAAGAAGAGCGAAGCCCUUAACCUUUUACGGCUAUCGAGCCGCAUAGAUGCAGUGGCAAGCCGCGUGGAGACGGCCGUAACGAUGCGACAAGUGACUGGAAAUAUGACUUCUGUGGUGAAGGGCAUGGACAGGGCUAUGGAAAGCAUGAACCUCGAAAGGAUUUCUCUUGUGAUGGACAAGUUCGAGUCGCAAUUUUCAGACCUUGAUGUGCAAACGUCGUAUAUGGAGGAUACUAUGGCUGCUACUAGCGCAGUAUCUACGCCACAAGAUCAAAUCGACCAGCUUCUGCGCCGGACUGCGGAGGAGGCUAAUAUAGAGCUACAGCAUGAUCUUGCCGCAAAGGAUCUUGCUGCUGUGCCAGAUCUAUCGCCUCGAGAGAAGAUUGGAGAAGAGGAUGAUAAGUUGGCGGAGAGAUUGAGGGCCCUAAGGCCUGCUACAUAGUCAGUCUACCCGGCAAUUCAGUAGACAUGUUGUAGGAUAUGGCAAAGUGGACACUUUUGUUGUGUAUCACACGUUUGUAUGUAUGGAAAUCAUUAAUUAGGA
Desarmillaria tabescens is the source of this 766-nucleotide messenger RNA. RefSeq names its product Snf7 family. Bases 53 to 664 code for a protein of 203 amino acids. The record is from RefSeq and is a predicted model, not a curated record. The transcript is spliced from 5 exons. Gene Ontology annotation, cellular component: ESCRT III complex; multivesicular body. Gene Ontology annotation, biological process: endosome transport via multivesicular body sorting pathway; protein transport; late endosome to vacuole transport. Lineage: Eukaryota; Fungi; Basidiomycota; Agaricomycetes; Agaricales; Physalacriaceae.